AUGAUUCCCGAACGCGCCCUCGCCGCUCUCUUCUUUACCCUGGGCGCCCACGGUGCCGCCACAGGAGACUUUGGCGUUUUGGACCUUGGAGAUCUGGCUCGCAGGACGCAAAAAGCCCAGAGGACUAUCAGACGCCUCAAGGGCGACAUUCUAGCCAAGGGGCCGCCACAUGUGGCUUAUGAUCUCAAAGGCGAGGGCUACGCUUGUUACCAUAUGCAUCGCCCACUCCUUGCCACUCCAGAGGGACUCGACAUCGAGAUUGUUGCCAAUAUAGACAAGGAAUUCUCGACUGGAUCAAGCGCUGCGUCGAUCGACAUCUCUACGUCUACCGCAAGGGUUGACACUUCCUCCAGCGGGUUGAGGAUAGAAGACUCUACGACGAUUGGGGCUGAAGCUUCCGUCACCGUCGGCUUCGCCGGCUCUGGCGCGACGGUCUCUAUUUCUGGCAGUCAGACAGGCUCCAAUGAGCAGAACAGCGAGACGGGCCAGCAAAACGAGCUUCGCGAGGAUGUCAGCAUGACUUUCGAGUGUCCUGCCCAGACUACUUGCUCCAUCCAAACCUGGACUUAUGUUGCAAAGCUCACGGGGACCUGCCCCCAGGUGCCAACAGUCGACCCAGUUUGCUUCGAUAGGUUGGUCCAGGGGGUGGGGAGCUCCGACGAGUUCCCCGCCCAUGAGGCCUUGAAGAACUUUAUGCAGGCCAAUCUCACGCUUCCCUCUGUCAACGAGCAGGUGCCUGCUUGGGCCAAGAUCGGAGCCGAAUACUACAACAUGACCAAGAAGAAUAAUUCGCCGGCUGGCAAGGUCCUUCCGUCCAAGCUUAUUGGCAAUAAUUGGUGGGCCUCUGAGAAGGAAUAUACAAUCACCUGGACCGAAAAUAAGCCGUGUGACUUAGCCACGCCUCUGUACCAGGACAACAAGACGCCCAAGAGGUCACAGGUGAUUGUUGAAUAUCCAGAUAAGUUAUUCGAUAAGCGCAUGGUUAAGAGAGACGAGGAGCAGACUCCUGAGGAACUUGGUCUCAAGGUUAUAAUUCUGCGGGAGUUCCUCGACUGA
Hirsutella rhossiliensis is the source of this 1056-nucleotide messenger RNA. RefSeq lists its product as uncharacterized. The coding region runs from base 1 to 1056 and encodes 351 amino acids. The transcript has a single exon. Lineage: Eukaryota; Fungi; Ascomycota; Sordariomycetes; Hypocreales; Ophiocordycipitaceae. The record is from RefSeq and is a predicted model, not a curated record.